AUGGCGCCCCUAAAACUGGCCGUUGUCGGUGGUGGCCCUUCGUCUUUCUAUGUUGCUUCUCGACUGCUGUCUCUACUGCCACAAACGAGCGUACGAGGCGAAAAUCUGCGCGUUCAUAUGUAUGACCGAUUGUGGGCACCACACGGGCUAGUUCGUUAUGGUGUCGCGCCAGAUCAUCCUGAAGUUAAGAACUGCACCCAUAAAUUCGACCAGGCCGCCAUGGACCCUCGUUUUCGAUUCUUCGGGAACAUACACGUCGGUGCUCGGCCGUCAACCAUCAUCCCCCACGCACGCUCCAUCUCUCUAUCUUCACUAGCGCCACAUUACACCCACCUCCUCUUCGCCACAGGAUGCACCGUCCCGACCUUCCAUCCCGCCCUCCCCGCAUCCGAUCUAGUCGUACCCGCGCUCUCAUUCGUACAUUGGUAUACUCAACAUCCGUCGCGACCACGGAUACCUUCACUAGAAAAAAUAGAGCACGUCACGCUCAUAGGACAGGGAAACGUCUCGCUGGACGUUGCGCGGAUUUUGCUCACUUCGCCUUCCGUUCUGGAGAAAUACGACGUCCCGGAGACCGUACUCGAAAUUCUACGACGGUCUGCCGUAAAACAUGUGUCCAUUGUUGGGCGCAGGGGUCCGCUUGAAGCUGCAUUCACCGUGAAGGAGUUGCGCGAGAUGAUGAAUCUUUCGGAAGCGUCUAUGGUCCCUCUGGAUCCGUCGCUCCUCGAACCUCCACCGGACACCAAACUUAAUCGACAACAGACUCGGACGCUGCAAUUGUUACGCAAAGGAUCAGUUAAUGAACACGGGAAAACACCAAAAACUUGGUCCCUCGACUUCUUCCGCUCCCCAACCGGCCUCGCACCUCCCUCUCCAAGUUCACCUGCCGCAAACCUUACCCUCGCACAUACUUCUCUCGACUCAUCCAACCACGCCAUUCCCACCGGUCAAACAUCCACUCUCGCCACAAAUCUGGUCGUCACAUCCUUAGGACACCGUUCUGACCCGACACAAGAGUUCUACGACCCCGCGCUCGCACAUCUGCGUACUCUGAGUGGUAGGGUUGUUAGUGCGGAAGGACACGUUGUCAGGAAUGUGUAUGCGAGCGGGUGGGCUGCGAUGGGUGCGAAGGGGGUUUUGGCUUCGACUAUGAUGGAUGCUUAUGCGGUGGCGGAUACGAUUCUUUCGGAUCAGUUUCCUGAUGCCGCGGAGGGAGAGGGAGUGCAGACUACACACGCACCUGCGAGAGGGGCGGAGGGUGUUUUGGAGGAUGCGGUGGAGGGGCUGGGUCUGGGCAAGGACGUGGAUUUGGAGAAUGUGCCGGAAGAGGUAGAGAGGGGCGUUAUGGAGGGUGAGGUGACGCAGUAUGGGGACUGGAAGAGGGUGGACGAAGAAGAGGUGAGGAGAGGAGAGGUGUUGGGGAAAGAGAGGGAGAGAAUGGGGUGGGAGGAGGCGAGGGAAUUUUUGCGGAAGGCUUGAUUGUGUGGUGUUUCAUCUAUUCAUUGUUUAAUCUAUCCAUUAGCAUCCACCACUCCGAUAUAUC
Stereum hirsutum FP-91666 SS1 is the source of this 1543-nucleotide messenger RNA. Its product is annotated as FAD/NAD-P-binding domain-containing protein. The record is from RefSeq and is a predicted model, not a curated record. NCBI's taxonomy places the organism in Eukaryota, Fungi, Basidiomycota, Agaricomycetes, Russulales, Stereaceae. Gene Ontology annotation, biological process: ubiquinone biosynthetic process. The transcript is spliced from 2 exons. Gene Ontology annotation, cellular component: mitochondrion. Bases 1 to 1479 code for a protein of 492 amino acids.